This is a messenger RNA of Aureobasidium uvarum, 699 nucleotides long. NCBI's taxonomy places the organism in Eukaryota, Fungi, Ascomycota, Dothideomycetes, Dothideales, Saccotheciaceae. The record is from the annotation of a GenBank genome assembly.
AUGGCAACACCCAAGACACCUCCCAGGCUCCCAUCGCCAGAAGACGAACACACCACUUCUCCAACCACGGGCUUCCCCAAACGUCGCCGCGCCAAACAUCUGAGAGCAGCCGUGUACUGGGAACUCACAGACCGGCGCCACUANCCCCCUUCUCCUGGCACGGGUCUCACAAUCUUCAGCCCGGUGCCCUACCCCUACAAGCCCACAACGAAGCUACCAGGCGCCAGAGACGACGAAACCAGGGUCAUGCAUCUCGACGGCACAAUCGAUUCCGAUGACUCCGACGAUGCUAGAGAAGACGACAAGGAACGCUGUCACGAAAACGGUUAUCCCGUCGCCUCCUCACCCACCUUCAAGAAGCACGCUCGCACAGUCGAAGACCAAGCAAACGACACAGAACUCGCUCAUCACCUCAAUGCCCUCGACCUCGACGCCGACACUCGCAAAUCACAUCACUUGACCGCCAAACACUUGAACAGGAAAGCCAGAAUCAGAAACUCCAAGACUGUUCGCGGGUUCGAGUUCCCUCAGCACCCUGUUGGCCGUGUGCAGAAAAACAAGGAGUUGAACAUGUAUCAGCUGUCGAAGUGGGCUGGUCGGGAUGCAGAGAAGAAGAAAGUGGUUGUCAAGCUCUUGCACGACAGGGGCAGAGAUCGCACCGAAUCAUUGGGACUGUAUGAUCCAUUCGCCAGCCGCUAG